AUGUCUUCUUCCUCUUUUAAAGACCAUAAUCAACUACAAUUUGUGAACGAAACAAUUAAUUCCGCUGAAGAUAGGCCUAAAUUUAUCACACAUGUUAAAGUUCCCUAUCCUCCACCGAUUAAACCUGAGGAACUUGUCAUUCCAAAGAAAAAUGGUGAAGUUCCUUCAAGGUCCCCAAAUCCUUUUAUAAUCUAUCGAAGACUGUACCAUAGAGAAUUGAAAGCGAAAAAUUUGACACUUAAAAUGACAGACGUGUCUUCUAUGGCAUCUACUUCUUGGAAAAAGGAACCAAAAUCGAUCAAGGAUGCAUAUUUUCAAAUCGCGGAAAAGGCUCGAAAUAUGUUAACAGAUACACGACAAAAAUCUUUGACUUUUUCACGACGUAAACGGAAACCAAAUUUGAGUUCGAUUUCCAACAACCAUAAUCGCUUUGUGAAUUCUAAUAACCAAAAAAGAUCAACAACUUAUUCGCCUACUCUAAUUAAAUCUUCAUAUAAAAAACAGAAAUCUUCGUCAGAUUUGGUUCAAUCACUAAAAGAUUUUGAAAACUGUUUUGGAAUUACAACUGCAAAUUCGGAUAAUAUAUCACAAACUCAACAAACUAUGUCGUCACCUUCGUAUUCUUUUUCACUUGUAAAUAAAUUGAUGCUGUCCGAAAGUAUUGGCAAUAUUUACGAACAAUAUUCAAUUCCAGAUCUGCUUGGAUAUUCUGAUGGUGAAAAUUCUUCGCCUUCUACGGAUGGUGGAAAUUUUGACAAAUUUAAUCAACAAGCGCAAAUCAUCAUGUCCCCCACUGCUGAUACAUUAAAUAAUGACUUUGACAAUAUCUAUAUCAAUAAUAAUACUAGUAGCAACAUAACAACUCAAGCCAAAGGCUAUUUAUUACAUCUAAAACCAUUUCUUUCGCGUCUAAUUCAUUUUGUGGUUGAUGGCGAGGAUACAAAUCAAGUUGAAAACACUAUUGAUUUAAAUGAAGGGCCAUUGAGAUGA
Molecule: messenger RNA, 990 nt
Organism: Entrophospora candida
Lineage: Eukaryota; Fungi; Glomeromycota; Glomeromycetes; Entrophosporales; Entrophosporaceae
Source: the annotation of a GenBank genome assembly